CCGGAAGUCGUGUGGUGGAAGAGGCGCCGGCCAGGAAGCGGCAAGACACGGUUUUCCCGGGAAGAACUUGGUCUCUUUUAGCUCUGACGCGCUCCGUAGUGACCCAAAAGGGUGAGGGGUCAGGCCAGAGAGUUGUAGGUCAUGGCGCUGGCCGCGCGACUCUGGCGCUUUCUCCCUUUGGCACACGGUACUGUCCGGAAACCUUGGCUGUUAACGGGUGUUGCUGGCAGCUGGGGACGGUGCUGUACUUGGCGACUCCGCGGCUCUGAGGUGAUGGGAAACCUAGGAGCUUUCAAAAGAAGCCUUUUAUUCUCAGCCUUAUCUUAUUUGGGUUUUGAAGCAUAUCAAGUAUUUUCCCAGGCUGCUGUGGUUCAUGCCAUAGCCAAAGUGUUCAGAGUUGAAGAAAUUCUUGAACAAGCAGACUACCUAUAUGAGAGUGGAGAAACAGAAAAACUUUAUCAGUUGCUGACUCAAUACAAGGAAAGUGAAGACGCAGAGUUACUGUGGCGUUUGGCACGGGCAUCACGUGACAUAGCUCAGCUUAGUGGAACCUCAGAAGAGGAGAAAAAGCUCUUGGUCUAUGAAGCCCUAGAGUAUGCAAAAAGAGCACUAGAAAAAAAUGAACGCAGUUUUGCAGCUCAUAAGUGGUAUGCAAUCUGUAUUAGUGAUGUUGGAGAUUAUGAAGGCAUCAAGGCUAAAAUUGCAAAUGCUUACAUUAUCAAGGAGCAUUUUGAGAAAGCAAUUGAACUGAACCCAAAAGAUGCUACCUCCAUUCACCUUAUGGGUAUUUGGUGUUAUACAUUUGCUGAAAUGCCUUGGUAUCAAAGAAGAAUUGCUAAAAUGCUGUUUGCAACUCCUCCUAGUUCCACCUAUGAGGAGGCCUUAGGCUACUUUCACAGGGCAGAGCAAGUGGAUCCAAACUUCUACAGCAAAAACUUGCUUCUUUUAGGAAAGACCUAUUUGAAGUUACACAACAAAAAGCUUGCUGCCUUCUGGCUAAUGAAAGCCAAGGACUAUCCAGCACACACAGAGGAGGAUAAACAGAUACAGACAGAAGCUGCUCAGUUGCUUACAGGUUUCAGUGACCAGAAAUGAGAAUUUGUCAAAGAAAGUACAUGAAGUAUCUAAGAAACACUGCCUUUUCAUCACAUUACAAAGAUAAUACAUAAAUAAUAUAUAAACCAUAAAUGUG
Messenger RNA from Prionailurus viverrinus (fishing cat), 1192 nucleotides. RefSeq names its product regulator of microtubule dynamics 1 (gene RMDN1). Gene Ontology annotation, molecular function: microtubule binding. Gene Ontology annotation, cellular component: cytoplasm; spindle microtubule; mitotic spindle pole. The transcript is spliced from 10 exons. Lineage: Eukaryota; Metazoa; Chordata; Mammalia; Carnivora; Felidae. Bases 142 to 1095 code for a protein of 317 amino acids. The record is from RefSeq and is a predicted model, not a curated record.